Molecule: messenger RNA, 1257 nt
Organism: Aplosporella prunicola CBS 121167
Lineage: Eukaryota; Fungi; Ascomycota; Dothideomycetes; Botryosphaeriales; Aplosporellaceae
Exons: 1
Coding region: 1-1257 (418 amino acids)
Biological process (GO): tRNA dihydrouridine synthesis
Cellular component (GO): cytoplasm
Molecular function (GO): flavin adenine dinucleotide binding; tRNA dihydrouridine synthase activity
Source: RefSeq, a predicted model, not a curated record
AUGGCUGCUCCCACCCCCAAGCUCGUGCCUAUUCCCAAAAAUGGCGUCGACUACCGCAACAAGAUCGUCCUUGCCCCGAUGGUCCGCUCCGGCGAACUUCCCUCCCGUCUACUCGCCUUGAAGUACGGUGCAGACCUCGUCUGGGGUCCUGAGACCAUCGACAAGGCUCUGAUUGGUACUACGAGACGCGAGAAUCCUGCUACCAAGACGAUCGAGUUCACCCGCUUCUCCAACAAUGGCCUGAAGAAUCCUACGCCCAACCCGGACCAGCGCGAGAGCGUGAUUUACCGCCUGGACCCCGAGCGCGAAAAAGGACGCCUCAUUUUCCAGAUCGGCACCGCCGACCCCGAGCUGGCUGUCAAGGCUGCAACACUGAUCGCAGGCGAUGUAGCCGGAAUCGAUGUCAAUUCGGGCUGUCCUAAGCCCUUCAGCACCAGUGGCGGUAUGGGCGCUGCUCUACUCCGGACGCCGGAUAAACUCUGUUCGAUCCUGGAGGCUCUGGUAAAGGAAGUUGGGCAAAAAUUCAAGAUUGGGAUAAGCGUCAAGAUCCGUAUACUGGAAAAGCCCGAGGAGACGGAGGAGUUGGUUCGUAGGCUAGUCAGGACGGGAAUAACCGGACUGACGGUCCACUGCCGCACGACCCCUAUGCGUCCCCGCGAAAGGGCCAUACGGGAGCAACUCAAAAUGAUUAGGGGUGUCUGUCACGAGGCGGGCGUGGCAUGUGUCGUCAACGGCGAUGUAGAGGACUAUGACCACGGUCUUCGACUCAUAGAAGAAUUCGGAGUCGACGGCGCAAUGAUUGCGACUGCUGCUGAGCGUAAUUCCAGCGUUUUCCGUCGUAAAGCUGAGGGCGGCGUUGCUACGUGGCGAGAGGUUGUCCACGAGUACCUUAAAUUCUCCCUUGAGGUCGACAACCGUUGGGGAAACACCAAGUAUUUGCUUGGCCAGCUCAUACCUGGCAAGGACGGUUGCAACCAGGAGAUGAACAGAUGCCACUGUUACCAGGAAAUCAUCAAAGUUUUGGGCUUCGACGAUCUCCUGGACAUGGCGAAACAGACUGAUGAACGUUUGGGAAUUCCGAUCGUAUCUCCAAAGGCGCAAAAGAGAGCGCAAGCAAGAGAAGAGAGAGAGCGGUCAGAAGUGAAAAAGGCAAAGAUUGAAGACAAGAAACCUGAAACUGCCGCGCCAGCUACGCAGGAGCCACCCGAGAUCCUUCUUCCCGCUAUUACUGAAUCCACCCAGACUGUAAGCGUAUGA